CUUUCUCAACAUUAACCAAAUAUAUUAUAUCCUAGCUUCAAUAUAACCUAAGAGAAUGGGUUCUAUGUAUGAAAUUCCUAUGCCUCCCAAAGCAGUUGGUCCAGCCACAAUCUUGGCUAUGGGCACUGCCAAUCCACCAAAUGAAUUUAUCCAGGCUGACUAUCCUGAGUACUACUUUCGUAGUACUAAUAGCGAACAUUUAACCCGUCUCAAGAGCAAGUAUCAGCGCAUGUGCGAUAAAUCAAUGAUUAGGAAGCGUUACUUGCACGUAACCGAAGAGAUCUUGAAAGAAAACCCACAAAUGUGCGAUCGCAAGGCCUCUUCCUUAUCAGCCCGUCAAGCAAUCCUCGCCAGUGAAGUCCCCAAACUCGGCAAAGAAGCAGCCGAUAAGGCCAUCGCCGAGUGGGGCCAACCCACUUCUAACAUCACUCACCUUAUCUUCGGCACCAACACUUUCUGCGACACCCCCGCUGCCGACCAAUACCUCGCCAUGCUCCUCGGCCUUUCGCCUUCCGUUAAGCGCUUUGUUCUCCGCCAGGGUGGCUGCCACUCUGGCGGUACGCUCCUUCGUAUAGCCAAGUCCAUGGCUGAAAACGAACGCGGAGCUCGUGUCUUGGUCGUAUGCGCGGAGUUGAGUACUGUUAUAUUUUACCAUGCUCCCGAUGACACUAAUCUUUUACCGCACACCUUAUUCGCAGAUGGUGCUGCGGCUUUGAUUGUAGGUGCUGAUCCUGAUGAGCCUCUAGAAAAACCUAUUUUUCGGCUCGUGUCAGCCGACCAGACCACAAUUCCCGGUACAGACGGGACUAUACAGGCCCGUCUGAGGGAAGAGGGUAUGGUCGGGGACAUUGCUCCUGACGUACCUAAACUUAUUUCCAAAAACAUCGAAAGUUUGUUGAUUGAAUCUUUUGAGAGAAUUGGGGUCAAAGAUUGGAACUCCUUGUUUUGGAUCCCUCACCCUGGAGGUCCAGCUAUAUUGGACCAGAUUGAAACUGAAGUCGACCUUGAGCCGGGGAAACUGAGUACUACUAGGCACGUCUUAAGCGAGUAUGGGAACAUGUGGGGUGCAACAGUGUUGUUCAUAUUGGAAGAGAUGAGGAAUAAGUCGUUGAAGGAGGGCAAAUCAACAACCGGAGAAGGGUUGGAAUGGGGUGUGCUGUUUGGUUUUGGUCCUGGUCUUACUGUUGAAACCAUUGUGCUUCAGAGUGCUUCACUUAAUUAAUUAAUCACUUGGGAUUAAAUUAAUGAAAGUUGGUUAUUAUAUCAAAAUAUAUACUUGAAAGUUGAAAUUAUAAAGUAUAAUAGAACUAUUUUCUCGUAAAAAAAUGGAGGAGGUAGAACUACUAUAUAUACAUUAUACUGUGGGUGUAAAAUAUACACCAAAGUAAUUUGAUUUGUAUAAUUGUAUGUGAAUUGUUGUAAUAACGGGUAUUAUUGUGUAUACCCCAGUUCAUUUUGCUUAUAAUUUUUUUUUUGAUCAAUUAGUUUGUACCAUUUUUAUUGGUUAUGUUUCUAGUUUGUUGGUUGUACCAUACGUAUUGUAUUAAAAAGAUGUCAUAUAAUUUAAAUUA
This is a messenger RNA of Chenopodium quinoa (quinoa), 1571 nucleotides long. Its product is annotated as chalcone synthase 3-like. The transcript is spliced from 2 exons. Gene Ontology annotation, molecular function: acyltransferase activity, transferring groups other than amino-acyl groups. The record is from RefSeq and is a predicted model, not a curated record. Lineage: Eukaryota; Viridiplantae; Streptophyta; Magnoliopsida; Caryophyllales; Amaranthaceae. Gene Ontology annotation, biological process: polyketide biosynthetic process. Bases 56 to 1222 code for a protein of 388 amino acids.